UCCAGAUGUAUUGUUGUUGUCACUGUAUUUGCUGUUGGUUGCUGCGAAAUGCAUUCUGGGAUACUUUCUGUGUGAUUUUUUUUUUUGUUAUUUUAAUGUUUUUUUUUCACAGAGGGGGCGUGGUUUCCCGUGUGGCUGCACCUGUUUCAACCUCUGAGCCGGAAGAAAGACGUUAAUUUUCCUCUUCAUAAAAUGUUUGACAUUAAAGUCACAGCUGAUUCAAACAGAAGAAGAAGAAGAAGAAACGCGUGGAUCUGCGGGGACUCCUCUCUUCUCUUCUUCUCUGACCUGCAGAAUGGCGUCCUGGUGUUGGUCGUCUCUGGUCCUCUGUCUCCUCCUCACGUCGUCCUCGGCUCAUGACGACUUCUUCACCUCCAUCAGUAAGAUGACUGACCUGCUGUUCACAGAGAAGGACCUGCUCACGUCUCUGAAGAACUACAUCCAAGCAGAGGAGAAGAAACUGGAGCAAAUCAAAACGUGGGCUGAUAAACUGGACGUCCUCUCAGCUGCUGCCACUCAGGACCCUGAAGGUUUCCUCGGUCAUCCAGUGAACGCCUUCAAACUGAUCAAGAGGCUCAACACUGAGUGGGCGGAGCUAGAGAGUCUGGUGCUGAGUGACAUGUCUGAUGUCUUCGUCUCUAACCUCACUGUCCACAGACAGAACUUCCCUGACUCUGAUGAUGAGACCGGAGCAGCCAAAGCUCUGAUGAGACUGCAGGACACGUACCAGCUGGACACGGACGCCAUCGCCACUGGACAGCUGCCAGGCUCCUCCUCUAACCGCGGCUCUCUGACGGUCAGCGACUGCUUCGACAUCGGGAGGGUGGCGUACUCUGAAGACGACUACUAUCACAUGCAGCUGUGGAUGAUUCAGGCUCUGAAGCAGUUGGACCAGGGAGAGACGUCCAGCAGCGUGGACGCCAUCACCGUCCUGGACUAUCUGAGUUACUCACUGUACCAGCAGGGGGAGCUGGAGAGAGCGCUGCAGCUCACCAAGAGGCUGCUGGAGCUCGAUCCGACGGACGAGCAAGCUACCAAAAACCAAAAGUACUACGAGCAUCAGUUGUCCAAUCAGAAGGGAGCGGAGGAAGGAGUGGAGGAAGGGGCGGAGUCUGCAAGGAGACCAAAGGGGGUGACACACAAUGUCCCUGACGACUUCCUGCCAGUGAUGUGGAGCUACGAGGAGCUGUGUCGAGGCGAAGGCGUGUCGAUGACGCCACGCAGGCAGAUCCGCCUCUUCUGCCGUUACUACGACAACAAUCGCCAUCCGAGGUACGUGAUUGGUCCAGUGAAGCAGGAGGUCGAGUGGGACCGCCCCCUCAUCGUCCGCUACCAUGACAUCGUGUCGGACAAAGACAUGGAGACGGUCAAAGAGCUCGCCAAGCCCCGGCUACAACGAGCCGGCGUCCAUGAGGCAAAAAGUGUUGACUACCGCAUCAGUAAGAACGCGUGGCUAAGAGAACACGAACAUCCAGUCGUCGAUAAGAUCAACCAGAGGAUCGAGGACAUCACGGGUCUGGACAUGUCCACAGCCGAAUACCUGCAGGUGGCUAACUACGGUGUUGGUGGACAGUACGAGCCUCACUAUGACUUUGGACCGGAAGACAAAUCAGAGGAGUUUGGAAGGAGAAUCGCCACCUGGCUGCUUUACAUGAGUGAUGUACAGGCAGGGGGCGCCACAGUCUUCACUGAUGUCAGAGCUGCUGUGAAGCCCAUAAAGGGGACGGCCGUGUUCUGGUACAACCUUUAUGCCAGCGGAGAAGGAGACGGUCGGACGAGACACGCCGCCUGUCCGGUUCUGGUAGGGAGCAAAUGGGUGUCCAAUAAAUGGAUCCAUGAGCGAGGACAAGAGUUCAGGAGACGCUGCGGUCUCCGCAAAACGGACUAGCAACGCUAACACUGCCCCCCUCAGGCCGCACGUGUGAUGUCACAUGUUUAUUUUCCUGUGUGUGUGUGUGUGUGUGUGUGUGGACAUGUGACCUUUAAGUGUAACUUUUACAACCGAUUUGACUUUUUGUUCCACGAUUAAUGAGCCGAUCGUCGAUUAUUGAUCAGAUUCUGUGAUCAGUUCAGAUUUAGCCACACACUUUUAUUUUGAAAAGCAGAAAACUUUCCAAAAUCACUCCAAAGAGUUACUGAUCAGCAAAUAUACAUUUUAUUGAUAAAGAAAAACUUUAUUGAUCCAGAACUGGAGAACAUUUUUAUUUAUUUAUUUUGUUAAAAACACACAUUAUUGCUCCAUCUGUGUGUGUGUGAUCAUGUGUUUUUUUGAUUGAAAAAAUGCUGUCAUAUGUUUAUAUUUUUUGAUUGAAUGUGGAUUAAAAAAAUAUAAUUUUAUUAUAAUAAUAAAUGUCACUAUUUAUCCAAUAACCUUCUGAUUUGUGUUUUUUAUUUAUUUAUUUCUGUCUGUCUUUUUAGUCAACUGCUGAUUUGGUUUUAAGUUCUUUGUUUGAAUUAUUUAACACUUUUAGUUUAUUGUUGACUACAAACUUUAUUUUCGUGGAAAACAGAUUAAAUGAUGACGUUUCAGUUACAAACCAAAUUGACCUUCAACGAGGUUUUUGUUUAUCCUGAUUUAUCCUGAAACUUUCAGCUCUGUCACAUCCGUCAGAAUCAGCGGGACAUUUCAGAAGCGCAGGCCGGAAAAGCGCUGCUCUCCGCGGGCACUCGGAGCGCCGAGCGCCCGCUCUCCUGGGUGAACUCCGGCGAGCUCCGUUAGCCGUUAGCUGCGCUAAUAUCUCCGAUAACACCGGAGCAAAUCCACAAUUAAGCGCUUUCUUGACAAGUCGACCGCAGGUUUGCAGUCUAAACGUCUACUUUUCUCGCAUGAAAUCGUCGUAA
Messenger RNA from Solea solea (common sole), 2841 nucleotides. Its product is annotated as prolyl 4-hydroxylase subunit alpha-1-like. The coding region runs from base 296 to 1888 and encodes 530 amino acids. Gene Ontology annotation, biological process: peptidyl-proline hydroxylation to 4-hydroxy-L-proline. NCBI's taxonomy places the organism in Eukaryota, Metazoa, Chordata, Actinopteri, Pleuronectiformes, Soleidae. The transcript has 15 exons. Gene Ontology annotation, cellular component: endoplasmic reticulum. Gene Ontology annotation, molecular function: L-ascorbic acid binding; iron ion binding; protein binding. The record is from RefSeq and is a predicted model, not a curated record.